CAAUUUGUGCAGGACUAGCAAACAUCCGCUACAUCAUGGCUAACCAGGCGAACCCUCGUAAAUUUAGUGAGAAAAUCGCCCUUCAUAACCAAAAACAAGCUGAAGAAACAGCGGCCUUUAACGCAAUUAUGAAUGAAGUUAAGAAUAGCAAGAACCAGAGUAUGAAAAAUCAACAGUUACAACAUAUUGAUGUUAUUCAAAAUGUUGGUCUAAGGCCAGGAGGUAGCUUACCCAAUGUCAAUCAGAUGGCUAGUAAUAAUUCUAUUGAUUUAAAGAGUGCAUUGAAUACUCUGAAGGAUGUAAAGCAACAGCCGAAAACAACAAGACAAACUCUUAUGGAUAGAAUACAGAAUAGAGAAAGAGCCAAGAACUCGGGUAUGUCGACUCAUCUUAGACGUCAAGGGGGUAACUCAAGGCACGAUGUUUCUCCAUACGCAAGUCCUUCUUCGUAUCUCUCACCGCCAUCUGAUUCUAAUUGGCGGAGGCAAGCUACAGUAGGUUAUUUAGAUGAUUUUAGCUUGUGA
This is a messenger RNA of Dimorphilus gyrociliatus, 524 nucleotides long. Lineage: Eukaryota; Metazoa; Annelida; Polychaeta; Dinophilidae. The record is from the annotation of a GenBank genome assembly.